This is a messenger RNA of Sorghum bicolor (sorghum), 1701 nucleotides long. RefSeq lists its product as uncharacterized. The record is from RefSeq and is a predicted model, not a curated record. Gene Ontology annotation, cellular component: cytoplasm. Lineage: Eukaryota; Viridiplantae; Streptophyta; Magnoliopsida; Poales; Poaceae. Bases 950 to 1321 code for a protein of 123 amino acids. The transcript is spliced from 7 exons. Gene Ontology annotation, molecular function: protein phosphatase inhibitor activity.
UUAGCCCGGUCCUAACACAACCAUUUCUGGAUCGAACUGGAAGACGAACGUAGUCUGUUGCAGCAUUUGGGGCUGGUCUAGCGUGACCUGAGCCUAACGAGCAAGCCAGACUAACCACAGUCACCCUCACAAACGCCCCCUAUAUAUCUCCUCAGUAGCUCAUCCGAUGCCAUCUCUGGAGGGUAACAAACAGAUCCAUGCCUAAUUUCAUAACACUACGACAGUACGUAUGUAGCUCAUCCGAUGUACGUUUUUGUUCUGGAGCUAGCUAGUGCCAAACACACUACAACAGUACGCAUGUAGUAGUAGACUGAAAUCGUGUGGGUGUGGGUCUCACUCUCACCCUGUUAACUAGUCCCCUUUUUUUUUUGCACAAUAGUUGGAGAAGCAAGUGCAGAUGUUCCCAGCCCAAUGGAGUCCCCAUCAUCAUAUGCAUGGCCAUGGCCCAUGGGAGUCAGCCAACGAUGCGAUGCCAGCCAUGUGCAAUGCAAGUGGAGAGGAGAGGAGAGGAGAGGAGAGGAGAGGAGAAGAGACGGAUGGAGGGCGGCGAAACGAACGAGAGAUGCCGAAGGGUAGGGUAGGUAGGCCCCACCCCACACGCUCCGGCUCUCCGGGUUGUCUCUCUCUUUCUUUCUUGAUCCAGAUCCGGACCGGACCGAUCGGGCACCGAUCCAUCCAUUCCAAUCCAAACCACCCUUCCUCUUCCUCCUCUCUUCCACCACCACCAGCAGCAGGCGGCAGCAGCAGCGACCUCGUCGUCGUCGUCCUCAAUUCGAUCAAAUUCAAAAUCCCCCCCGUGCUUGCUGACUGCUGUAUUGGACUCCUUGCCUGCCGCCCCGCCGUGGUUGCUCUGUACUGAACUCGAUUCCUCACUCCUGCCCCGUGCUGUGCUUGUCGACCAGACGGACCGCAGGAGAUCCAUCCGCUUCUCCUUGUGCUGCUCUGCAUCAUGUCGGAUAUGAAGGACUCCAAUGCGCCUGCUGCACUUGAUGGAAAUCCUCAACCUAUGGACCAAACUGAAGACAAUUCUAUGCCCUCAGCUCAGCAACAGGAAGAAGCAAUCAAGAAGAAGUUUGGAGGACUAAUGCCCAAAAAGCCACCACUCAUCUCAAAGGAUCAUGAGCGGGCCUACUUUGAUUCUGCUGACUGGGCUCUAGGAAAGCAAGGUGUGGCCAAACCCAAAGGACCGCUGGAGGCACUUAGGCCAAAGCUUCAGCCAACACGCCAACAGCAGCAACAACGCGCAAGGCGCUCCAUUUACACUUCGUCAGAAAACGAGGACGGAGAUGGUGCUGGUGCUGAGGAGAUGAGCAUCAACUGAAGUGGAGUGGAAUCUGUAGGACGUGGGUACGGUUGUUGCAGAAUCGCAGCUUGCUUUGGCCAUUGCCAGAAUUGAUUGCUGAGUAAGUCGUCAGUAUAUGUCAAGUGUUGUAUUUUGCUUUGCAAUUGAAGGGCAGAGAGUGAUUCAUGUCUAUACAGUUUCAUGUAUGACUGCUGGGUUAUUGAGUUCAACAUUGGAUAUGCAUGAUGGGAUGGCCUAUUAUGUAGUGUAUAUAUAUAAAUUACUGCAUAGUACGUGUUCGCGUGAACUUAUGAGCACUACUUUUCAGUUUCAGAAUAGUGUUUUUUUUUCUCUCACAAUGUAUUGUUGAACAUCUAUUUGUUAUUAGUGAUUAUUAUGGAUGGUGUUGCGUUGGUUAA